Tachysurus fulvidraco (yellow catfish) is the source of this 7340-nucleotide messenger RNA. RefSeq names its product synaptojanin 1 (gene synj1). NCBI's taxonomy places the organism in Eukaryota, Metazoa, Chordata, Actinopteri, Siluriformes, Bagridae. Gene Ontology annotation, biological process: phosphatidylinositol dephosphorylation; synaptic vesicle endocytosis. The transcript has 31 exons. Bases 156 to 4943 code for a protein of 1595 amino acids. Gene Ontology annotation, molecular function: nucleic acid binding; phosphatidylinositol-4,5-bisphosphate 5-phosphatase activity. The record is from RefSeq and is a predicted model, not a curated record.
CAUGUAUGUGAGUCGGCUCUCAAUCCGAACCGAUUCAAAGUGCCGACUCCUUUACAAACGACACCUCGUUAGUUGUCACUAAACCGGACACGAUUUUGAACCGGGUGGUGACACAACACUGACAGGUUUGAAUCCAGUUGUGUCAACCAUCAGCAAUGGCCUUCAGUAAAGGAUAUCGCGUUUAUCACAAGCUGGACCCGCCACCUUACAGCGUGAUUGUAGAAACAAGAAGUCGUGAAGAAUGCUUGAUGUUCGAGUCUGGAGCUGUGGCUGUACUGUCGGCUGCAGAGAAGGAAGCUGUCAAGAACUCCUACACCAAGAUGCUGGAUGCUUAUGGGAUUCUUGGGGUUCUUCGCCUUAAUCUCGGAGACUCCAUGCUGCACAGUCUGGUGUUAGUAACUGGAUGCAGUUCUGUGGGGAAAGUGCAGGAUUCAGAAGUGUUCAGGGUCACAGCCACAGAUUUCAUCUCCCUAAAGAACGAUCCUUCAGAUGAGGACAAGAUUGCAGAGGUGCGAAAGAUUUUAAACUCUGGCAACUUUUAUUUUGCCUGGUCAUCCACUGGAGUGAGUAUGGACCUGAGUCUGAAUGCACACCGCAGGAUUCGAGAAGACACUUCAGACAAUCGCUUCUUCUGGAAUCAAUCCCUGCAUCUGCACCUAAAGCAUUAUGGAGUGAACUGUGAUGACUGGCUGUUGAGGCUGAUGUGUGGUGGAGUGGAGAUCCGCACCAUCUACGCUGGCCACAAGCAGGCCAAAGCCUGUGUCAUCUCUCGCCUCAGCUCUGAGAGAGCAGGCACACGUUUCAAUGUGCGCGGCACCAACGAUGAUGGCCAGGUGGCCAACUUUGUGGAAACCGAGCAGGUGAUUUUCCUCGAUGAUACAGUCUCUUCUUUCAUUCAAAUCCGUGGAUCUGUACCCUUGUUCUGGGAGCAGCCAGGCAUACAGGUCGGUUCCCACCGUGUCAAGCUGUCUCGCGGAUUUGAGGCCAACGCCCCGGCUUUUGAGAGGCACUUUACAGCGCUGUGGAGGCUCUAUGGAAAGCAGAUGAUCAUUAACCUGCUGGGGAUGAAAGAGGGGGAGCACAUGCUCAGUAAAGCAUUCCAGAGUCACCUGAAAGCCUCGGAGCAUGCAAGCUCUGUGAAGAUGAUCAACUUUGACUACCACCAAAUGGUGAAAGGAGGAAAGACAGAGAAACUAUUGACUGUGCUGAAACCACAGAUAAGCAAGUUCCUGGAUGACUGUGGCUUCUUUUGUUACUCUGCGGAGUCUGGGAUUGAAAAAUGUCAGACUGGGACUCUUCGAGUCAACUGUUUGGACUGCCUGGACAGGACAAAUAGUGUCCAAGCCUUCUUUUCACUUGAGAUGUUGCCCAUGCAGCUGGAGGCCAUGGGUCUUACAGAGAAGCCCCAGCUGGUGGCACGUUUUCAGGAGGUCUUUCGCACCAUGUGGUCAGUCAACGGAGACUCGAUCAGCAAGAUCUACGCUGGCACAGGUGCUCUAGAUGGCAAGGCUAAGACGGGAAAGCUGAAAGACGGAGCUCGCUCAGUCACCAGGACCAUCCAGAACAACUUCUUCGACAGUUCCAAGCAAGAAGCUAUAGAUGUUCUGAGGCUGGGCAGUACUCUAAACAGUGACCUGGCUGAUAAAGCUAGAGCUCUCCUCACCACCAGCAGCCUGUAUGUCUCUGAGCCCAUUUUACAAUCAGCAUCUCCCAGAGUGUUGCUGGGCAUGUGUCAGAACCACCAGAAAUACACUCGGCCUAAAAAGAUCCGUGUGUGUGUCGGGACAUGGAACGUCAAUGGGGGCAAACAGUUCCGUAGCAUCGCGUUUCGGAAUCAGACCCUCAACGACUGGCUGCUAGAUGCACCAAAAAAAGCAGGCCACCCCGAAUUUCAAGACAGUAGAUCCCCGCCUGCAGACAUCUUUGCCAUUGGCUUUGAGGAAAUGGUGGAGCUGAAUGCUGGCAACAUUGUCAGCGCAAGCACCACCAAUCAGAAGCUGUGGGCAGCAGAGUUGCAGAAGAGUAUAUCUCGGGAUCAUAAAUACGUGCUCCUGGCCUCAGAGCAGCUGGUGGGAGUCUGUUUAUUCAUCUUCAUUCGGCCCCAGCAUGCUGCUUUUAUCAGAGAUGUUGCGGUAGAUACAGUCAAGACUGGAAUGGGUGGUGCCACUGGGAACAAAGGGGGUGUGGCUAUCCGCAUGCUCUUCCACACUACCAGUAUCUGCUUUGUGUGCUCGCAUUUUGCUGCCGGCCAAUCACAGGUCAAGGAGAGAAAUGAUGACUACAAUGAGAUCACUCGCAGGCUGUCAUUCCCUAUGGGUCGUCUGCUUUACUCCCAUGAUUAUGUUUUCUGGUGUGGGGACUUUAACUAUCGCAUCAACCUGCCAAAUGAGGAGGUAAAAGAGCUGAUCAGGCAGCAGAACUGGGAUUCUCUCAUUGCUGGGGACCAGCUUGUGGAACAGAAGAAUGCAGGCAAUGUAUUCAAGGGCUUUAUUGAAGGAAAGUUGGAUUUUGCACCUACCUACAAAUAUGAUCUUUUUUCUGAUGACUAUGACACGAGUGAGAAAUGCCGUACACCUGCAUGGACCGAUCGGGUGCUCUGGAAGAGGAGAAAAUGGAACUUUCAUAAGAUUGCUGAGGAGUUGGGGCUGAAUGUAGUAGGAGCUCCAGUAGAAGAGGAAGACCUGCACAUGUGGGCCCCUGGUGAACUAAAGUACUACAGCAGAGCUGAGCUCAAGACCUCAGACCACAGGCCCGUGGUGGCUCUCAUUGAUGUGGAUGUUCUUGAAGUGGACCCAGAAGCACGGCAUCAGGUGUACAAAGAUGUGAUCGCCCUGCAAGGUCCACCUGAUGGCACUAUACUAGUGUCUCUGUGCAGUUCAGGCCCUGAUGAUUACUUCGAUGAUGCUCUGAUAGACGAGCUGCUGGACAAGUUUGCUAACUGUGGCGAAGUCAUUCUGAUCAGGUUUGUGGAGGAAAAGAUGUGGGUGACAUUUUUGGAAGGAUACUCAGCCCUGGCUGCACUUCACUACAGUGCCUCCACUGUGCUGGGGAAGACCAUAGACAUCCAGCUGAAGAGCAAUGGCUGGAUUAAAAGUCUGGAAGAGGAGAUGAGUGUGGAGAGGAUCUGUGGCAGCAUCCCCACCUCGGCAAGCUCCACACUGCUCGCAGAGGAUAAUGAAAUGGGAGACGAGUUUGACAUGGAGGGCGAUGUGGAUGAGGAGGUGGAGAAUAUUCUUCCGCAGCACCUGCAGCCUGGGGCUGGUAUGGAUGUUGGUAUUUCCCCAUUACCUUCACCACGCUCAAGCCCAUGCUCCUCACCGACUCACGGAGAACCCGCACCUCCCUGCAGGCCGAGCAGAGCUUUUCCGCGCACAGCCGGACCCCCACAAGGCGAUCUCAGUCCGAUCACAUGUAGGAGGGAGCAGGAAGUUAUUCCAAUGGAAAGUCAAAUGCUAGGAGCUUCAUCACAAGGACUGGAACCGAAACGCCCUCCUCCCCCACGACCCAAUGCUCCGCCUGCCAGACCUGCACCUCCACAGCGCCCCCCACCCCCGUCAGGACAAAAAAGCCCUGCUUUACCCAGAGCAGAUGUUGCUGGACGAGGCCAGUCUACAGGAGCUCCGGGUAGUUCAAGGCCGAAUAUCCCCCCAAGGGCAGGUGUUAUCAGUGUGCCUCCACAAUCCAGACCACCACCUCCUGCCCACCCUGGAGCUCCCAGGCCCAUAGCUGAGGUUCACCCAGGAGCCCCGAGACCCACCCCAGAUAACCACCCUGGAGCCCCAAGACCUGUCUUAAACACACAAAACAAACCAGCAGAGCUCCCUCUGGGACCUCCUCCCUCAUUGCCUGGCCCAAUGAGGCCUCAGAUGGUCUCUCCAGCGCAGCCUCCGGCCAUGUCUCCCAUCCGGCCACCAAUACAGUCCACGCUUCCUACACCCAUGGUACCCACACUGCCCCCACCCAUGGUACCUACGCUUCCCCCACCUAUGGUGCCAACAGCGGCAGCACCUCUGCAGGCUCAACCAGCUGCUACAAGAACCAUUGCAGCCAUGCCACCUCAGCCUGGCCUGGCAUCACCCAAACCACCGCCCCGUAGCCGCUCUUCACAUGCUCUGCCACCAGAGGCUGCUCCUGCUACUGCUCCUUCUCCUGAGUCUCAGACAAAUGGAACAAAUGGAAUCCAAAGAGAAGCACAGUUGAAAAUGAACCCCUUUGACCCGCUCACCUCUGACCUGUUCUCCUCUACUCCCUACUUAAACAACCAGUCCCUGUCAAGGAGCUCUUCACAUCACAGCUCCUUCCACUCAACAAGUUCACGGUCUCUUAAUUCUACUCCAGUUCCUCUGUUUUCCCACCAUAACCAAAUGCUGACCCCUGACCCCAUGCAAGCAUUGCUGGCCCCGCCUCCUCCUUCCCGCAGCCGCUCACAGGAAACCCUCCCGGUCUUCUCGAACCCCUUUUUGUCUGAUGUCCAGUCUAAACCCAAGAACGCCAACCCAUUUGCUAGCACCAUGACGUCACCACAGAGUCGCUCACUCACACCUGAUUUUGACAAGCCGGGCCUCCACAGUGCUGCAUCUGCCCUCUGCCAUACUUCAACUCUGCCGUCCUCCUUUUCCAGACCAGCUCCUCUGGCUUCUGCUCCACCUCCACACAAAGUCCAGCAAUGGGUGACCUUUGAUGAAGAUUCAGACUAUAUGAGUUCAGGAAAUCCUCCAGCAUCAACUGCAAUGAUUAAGCCUCCACUGCUUCCUUUGUCUGCUGCUACUACUACAUUCCAGCAGCCCCAAAGCAGCUUCUCCACUUCUGUGUUUGACUCUAACAGUAACUGGGCUUCCCUUACCACAUCUGCAUUGCCGGCACUGCCCCCUCCUCUGCCAGACAGGACUAACCCUAACACAACCCCAAGAAACCCCUUAAUCCCUGAGUUCAUGGAAAGAUAAUAUAUAUUGUAAUGUUCUACUGAAGUUGAGAGGUGUGUGUGUGUGUGUUGGGGGGGGGGGGGUUAUAGUAGAAAUUCCUUAUUUAUGUGUGUGAUUUGUACACAAGUGUGCUGUUCAAGUCAUGACUCUCUGCAACGGCUUAAUCAACCACUCAACCCGGAGCAGUCCUGGAUUAAAUUUGAUCAUUCUCAAGCUUCUCACAUAUUUAGAUAUACACCUACACACAACUGUGUGUGAAACUCUUGUGCAAUAUCUUAUUUUUCUUCACUCAGAUGCUUAUCAAAUAUGAUUGCUUUUACUCAUUUUUUUUACUACUUUCUUGUCUGGUUGUGCAGCAUUUUAAAGUGAUUGCAAGCUGCAAAAACAUGUCUCUUGGAUGCACAGUAUGUCAUUUAGAUCAUUGUGUAGAGAGAGUUAUUAGACCUUUUAAUAUAGCCUCUGAAAUUUUAACUACAGCACAUAGUGACUCUGUAAGCCCUUGCUAUGGUUUCUCUAAUUAUGAAUGAAUGUCCGGUCUGUUUUAGGUUUAAUGUCUGUAUUUUUUCCCCCAAAGUGAUGCAUAUCUGUGUAACACUGAUCAUUUCUCUACACAGGCCCACUUUUAUUUCCUCUCUAGAUCAACAUGCUCAAGUAUAGAAGUUGUGGAUGUAUGUAUUGCGUAGCUUCGGUGUGGUUUAAAAAAUGUACAAUAGUCUUAAAUUUGUGUAUAUAUAUAUAUAUAUUAUAUAUUUGCUUGUAAUAUGUACCUGCCAUACUGAUAUUGCACUGAAAUGCUCUUGUUCGUUAGGUCUUCAGAUGUACUUUGAAGCCAGAGUUUUGAGUUUUCAGGUUCGAGAAAGCAGAAAGCAUCUGUCUAGUGGCAUGAGUGCAGAGCCCCUCCCCUCUGCCCUAAACCCGAGUGUGUGUUCUCUCACUUCUGUCUCGUAUAAUCCGAAGCGUUCAACAGAACUGCUGUGCAUUUAAUGAAUGUGCUUAUUUUAGUGAGUUCUGGUGUUAGUCUUUGAUGCCAAGAUCUGCGCCCUUGACCAUCCCAGAAAGCUAUGUGCACUUAAUCUUGCAUUUUUUUCCGUUCACAGUGAGUUGGGACUUCACUUUCAAUUUCACUGGGAAUGUGGUUCUUUCUGUUCUUUGUUUUAGGAAAUAAUAUACCUUGUCUUUGCAGCCGCUCUCUCUCUCUUUGCAUAUAUGCACUGUGUAUGUCUGCUGAUAGGGGUGAGGUUUUUAUUUGUUGUUGUUUUUUAAAGAUUACCUAGCAGUUUGACUUUGUGUGAAUCCACUAAGAACAAAUCAAGCAGCGCCUCUAAGCAUGUUUUAAACACGCACAGUAGGAAAAUCUGUCAGUUACAUGGAAUUAGUAUUUAUCUUAUUGAUACCUAGUGUUGUCGGUUACCUUCACUGUGCAGAUCGUGUCAUCACCGGUUUGGAAGUCAUAUCACUUUCUGUGCAUUCCAUACUGUAUUAUAUGUAUUGUUUUGAUCUGGUGAUUUGCUCUUGAUAGUUUCCUGGCAUAUUUUACUUGUGCAGUGUUUCGUUACACCACAUUCAUUCUUUGUUGAAGUGUUGGUGUUGGUACUGCUCUCUUUUCAUUGUUCACAUUUCAGUCGUUCUUUAGUUACCUUUUGGCUGAAUAACCGAAUACUUGUAAUUCUUAACCUGUGACAUUCAAAUCAAGAGGGCAUUCUGUGGAGAAGAAAUGGUGUCAAUCUGACUGGAGACAAGCAAGCCACUUCAUUUUGACAUUCAGUUUUGUCUGAAAUGUUGUGACAUAUCAUUUCCUUUCAGUAUGAUCCUGUUCAUGUUUUCCGUUGCAUAUGGAGGGCUUUCUUACUGACUGGACAUAAAGUCAUGCAGGUACACCAGAUAGGCUACAGAAACUGUAUCUAUAAAGCAGAUGUUGUUUGCACACUGUACUCUACACUUUUUUGUAAAGAAUGUAGAAAUUGCAAAACUUGAAUAUUAUCAUUAAGCAACCUAAGAGAAAGGAGAUUCCCAUUAUUAAAUCAGUUCUAAAUCGAAUCCCCUCUUAAAUAUGACUGACUGGUCAUUUUUAUCUUUGUUUUAUUUCAGCUAUUGGAAAUAUUGUAACCACUGGAAAAUUCUAGCAUUACAUGUACUGUUCAGUUGUAUACCAGCUAAUAAUCAAAUCAGAUUAAAUCAAGUCAUGCAAAUAUGUAACUAAUAACUCAUUUUGUGAUGGUGACGUUAAAAGGUUUCGCUCAGUAGUAGAGAUCCUUGUGUUGUUAACCGUAACUAUACAGUAAGUAUACACACAAAUCAUGACUACAGUUUAGUCAUUUGUAUUCAACCUGUGAUUUAAGUUCAUAUCAAAUUGCACAAAUCUAUGGAGUUAUUGAUGUUGUACGUAUGCAAUAAUAAAUGUAAAUGUAUUAAUGUAAA